AUGGGCGGCGAGGCCAGGACGAGCCACUCGGACGAGUUCAAGAUGCUCGAGACAGAAAUGGCCUUGCGAAUCGACGGAGCCGAGCGUCUCCACCGCUCCACUACGGCCUACGUCAAAUGGGCCGGCCGCCGCACAGAGGUCUUGGACGACAAGGAAAAGGGCCUACCCGGAAGCUAUCUUGGCAGGACCAUGAUGAGCCACGGCGAGGACUUUGAGAGCGACUCCGAAUACGGCAACACUUUGAUUGCUGUCGGACGAACAAAUGAACGAAUCGCAAGUAUCCAAGAGCAGUAUACCUCUGACAUUACUGCCACAUGGCUUGAAUCCCUAAACCGAUCCCUCGCUAUGAUGAAAGAUUACCAGCUCGAGUCCCGCCGCUUGGCCUACGAUACGAGCACGACCAAGGCUCAACGCUCCAAGCGCGAAGAUUUCCGCCUGGAGGAAGAAGCUCGCUCUUCCCGAGCCAAGUUUGACGAGGCCAACGAAGACGUUCUCCGCCGUAUGCAGGACAUCAAGGAGGCCGAAUCCGAUAGCCUACGCGAGCUUUCCGCCUUCUUGGAUGCCCAACUAGAUUUCCACGAACGCUGUGCCGACGAGCUGCGCCGCGCCCGGGAAGAAAUCAUGACGGCCACUCCUAGUGCUGGCGGCUACUCACACUCGUCGGGCCCUCCUUCGCCCUCCCCUUCGCGCAUGGCCUCGUUCCGCGCCGCGCCUGCCAGAAGGCCGCCGCCCGAGGUCCCCACACGGUCGCAAACCUUUUCUAGGUCCAAUUCGGUGGCGAGCGGCGCGUCUGCGGCAGCACCUCCGCCGCGACUCGAGAGACGAGUAUCCUCGCACCAAAUGGUUCCUGUGGGCAACAUGCGCUCCCAGCUGCGCCCCAUUGGCCGCAUCAAUACGGAUGUGGCGACCUCACCGAGAAAUGGAGGAGGUAGCAACGUGUUCGCCGAUGGCUACGACGAUGAGACCCCCGACAGCGGAAGUCCCAGCCCUGGAUGGGGACCCGAUCGAUGCGCGAGCCCAGCUACUAGCCACAGCAGCUGGGGUAAGAGUACUACCGGUAGCGGGUCUGGGUACCGCAAGGCGCCACCGCCGCCUCCACCCUGCCGGUCCAAGAAGCCACCACCGCCUAUUCCGGCGAAGAGGGAGUUUUACUAA
Parascedosporium putredinis is the source of this 1155-nucleotide messenger RNA. NCBI's taxonomy places the organism in Eukaryota, Fungi, Ascomycota, Sordariomycetes, Microascales, Microascaceae. The record is from the annotation of a GenBank genome assembly.